ACAUCUCCACCAUUUUCCCUUGAUCUGGUUCAACUUCAAAUUUACAUACAUUUUCGGUUUCUAUGGCGGGGACGGUGGCGGUGGCGGUGGCGAUGGUCGUGGGCGCGCUGCUCGGCGGGGCGGUCGCGCAGCAAGUGCCUUGCUACUUCAUUUUUGGUGACUCUUUGGUGGACAAUGGGAACAAUAACCAGCUUCAAUCUUUGGCUAGAGCUGAUUAUUUGCCUUAUGGGAUUGAUUUUGGUGGACCCACUGGAAGGUUCUCCAAUGGCAAAACUACUGUUGAUGUUAUUGCGGAGCUAUUGGGAUUUGACGAUUAUAUCCCUCCCUACGCCACCGCAAGAGGCCGAGACAUCCUCAGAGGCGUCAAUUACGCAUCCGCCGCCGCCGGAAUUAGAGAGGAAACCGGACGCCAAUUGGGAGGACGGAUAAGCUUCAGAGGGCAGGUGGCCAAUUACCAAGAGACGGUGUCCCAAGUGGUAGAUCUUCUUGGGGAUGAGGACUCAGCUGCAACCUAUUUGAGUAAAUGCAUUUACUCAAUAGGGCUGGGAAGCAAUGACUAUCUCAACAACUACUUCAUGCCCCAAUUUUACUCAACUGGCAACCAAUUUACUCCUCAAGAGUAUGCUCAAGAUCUUCUCCAACAGUAUUCCGACCAACUUACGCUUUUGUACAACUAUGGAGCGAGGAAAUUUGUGGUAUUUGGAAUAGGUCAAAUAGGUUGCAGCCCAAAUGAGUUGGCUCAGAACAGCCCAGAUGGAAGAACUUGUGUUCAAAGGAUCAACUCAGCCAACCAAAUAUUCAAUGCUGGCCUUAGAUCCAUGGUUGAUCAAUUCAAUGCCAAUCAAGCUGAUGCAAGAUUCAUCUACAUUGAUUCUUAUUCCAUUUUCCAAGAUAUUAUUAACAAUCCAGCAGCGUUUGGUUUUAAGGUUACCAAUACUGGGUGUUGUGGAGUAGGAAGGAACAAUGGCCAAAUUACAUGCCUACCAUUUCAAACUCCUUGUUCAAACAGAGAUGAGUAUCUAUUUUGGGACGCAUUUCAUCCGACAGAAGCCGGGAAUGCCGUUGUAGGACGGAGAGCUUACAGCGCUCAACAUCCGACCGAUGCAUACCCGAUCGAUAUUCGUCGUCUUGCACAACUCUAAGAUUGAUUUGGCUGAGGAUAUAUAUAUGUUAUGGAUUUGUUAGCAAGCUCUAUGGUUCAUAAAUAUAUAUAUAUAUAUUAUAUAUACUUCUCUCAAUUAGUUUCUUUCUUUUGUGUUUGGGGUGUUCCUGCCUUUUGUUGUCUGUAUUAUUGUAUGCUGUAAUUUCUAUCUACCAAUUCUACUAAAUUGUUCUUUUUUACAUGGGAAGAAGAAAA
This is a messenger RNA of Momordica charantia (bitter melon), 1357 nucleotides long. Its product is annotated as GDSL-like Lipase/Acylhydrolase superfamily protein. The record is from RefSeq and is a predicted model, not a curated record. Gene Ontology annotation, molecular function: hydrolase activity, acting on ester bonds. Lineage: Eukaryota; Viridiplantae; Streptophyta; Magnoliopsida; Cucurbitales; Cucurbitaceae.